Neoarius graeffei (lesser salmon catfish) is the source of this 1023-nucleotide messenger RNA. RefSeq names its product cytochrome c oxidase subunit 7A-related protein, mitochondrial-like. Lineage: Eukaryota; Metazoa; Chordata; Actinopteri; Siluriformes; Ariidae. The record is from RefSeq and is a predicted model, not a curated record. Gene Ontology annotation, biological process: mitochondrial respirasome assembly; regulation of oxidative phosphorylation; mitochondrial electron transport, cytochrome c to oxygen. The transcript is spliced from 3 exons. The coding region runs from base 73 to 423 and encodes 116 amino acids.
UUCUGCUGUAGGCUGAAGUAGAAGGAGUGCGGUGUGGGUUCAGCUUUCUUUGGUAUAAGCGUUUAUCUCAAAAUGUACUACAAAAUCAGCGGAGUGACGGGAAAACUGACGGGUUCUACACCGGCGAGUGCCUGCUAUCCUCAGGGGCUGAAACCCACUGUGCCCUCACAACCCACCCCCAUGAUCUUCGCUUUACCCACCAAGGUGGUAUCUGAAGCAGGACCUACAGUCCAGUAUAUGGGCUCUAACAAGGUUCCUGAACUACAAAAGAUCUUUCAGAAAGCUGAUGGAGUGCCAAUUCACCUGAAGCGUGGAGUCAUGGACCGGCUGCUGUACAGGACUACAAUGGGCCUGACGAUUGGUGGAACCUUGUACUGCUUAGUGGCCCUGUAUUUUGCUGCUCAGCCCAGAAAAGUUGAAUAACUUGAAUAACCUUCCCUGUGGAGCAAGGAAAUGGACCAUUAUGACUGUGUUCCUAAAAACAGUUGCAUAACUGCUUUGGUUCCUCAAUAUUUUUUUCACCUCCUGAUAAUCUUUAAUUUAUAUUAUGGCCCUCAAGUGGGUUUGUAAGUACAUGUUUUAGAAACAGGGCGAAUAAGAAGCAACAGCCAAGACCAUCACUCCUCUGUGCAUGACUAAGUUCAGGAAUAUGGUGUAGUUGUAAUACAUGCUGUGCAGGUUUGGGAAGCUGUUGCUUUGAACAUGGAUGUGUGGAACAAGAAACCAAGCUUCCAGUUGGCUUGUAUACACAGGUGCUUGCAAUGAUGAAAUAAAUGAGCUAUACCAGCAGUUUGUGUUUUUUAAAAAAAAAAUAUAUAUAUAAUAUAUAUAUAUAUUGGAUGGGUUUUCAGUUUUUGUUAACUGAGACAUGCAAUUAUGCAAUCUCUCACUGAAGAACAAAAUGUCCUUUUCAAGUGCUUCGAUACUCGUGCACUAUUUACAUGGCCAUAAUUCUGUAAUUUGAUUGUGAAGUUAUUGUAGCUUUUCUUGAGAAAAUAAAUAUUUUGUUCAUAAAAAAAAGAA